CCUGACAUCAUGGUGCAUUUUACUGCUGAGGAGAAGGCUGCUAUCACUGGCCUGUGGGGCAAAGUGAAUGUGGAAGAGGCUGGAGGCGAGGCUCUGGGCAGGCUCCUGGUUGUCUACCCCUGGACCCAGAGGUUCUUUGACAGCUUUGGCAACCUGUCCUCUCCCUCUGCCAUAAUGGGAAACCCCAAGGUCAAGGCCCAUGGCAAGAAGGUGCUGACGUCCUUCGGAGAUGCUGUUAAGAACAUGGACAACCUCAAGGGCGCCUUUGCUAAGCUGAGUGAGCUGCACUGUGACAAACUGCACGUGGAUCCUGAGAACUUCAGGCUCCUGGGCAACGUGAUGGUGAUUAUUCUGGCUUCUCACUUUGGCAGAGAAUUCACCCCUGAGUUGCAGGCUGCUUGGCAGAAGCUGGUGGCUGGUGUUGCCACUGCUCUGGCCCACAAGUACCACUGA
Molecule: messenger RNA, 453 nt
Organism: Eubalaena glacialis (North Atlantic right whale)
Lineage: Eukaryota; Metazoa; Chordata; Mammalia; Artiodactyla; Balaenidae
Product: hemoglobin subunit epsilon-1
Exons: 3
Coding region: 10-453 (147 amino acids)
Biological process (GO): oxygen transport; hydrogen peroxide catabolic process
Cellular component (GO): hemoglobin complex; haptoglobin-hemoglobin complex; blood microparticle
Molecular function (GO): heme binding; peroxidase activity; hemoglobin alpha binding
Source: RefSeq, a predicted model, not a curated record